Molecule: messenger RNA, 1287 nt
Organism: Plasmodium knowlesi strain H
Lineage: Eukaryota; Apicomplexa; Aconoidasida; Haemosporida; Plasmodiidae
Product: parasitophorous vacuolar protein 1, putative
Exons: 1
Coding region: 1-1287 (428 amino acids)
Source: RefSeq, a predicted model, not a curated record
AUGAAGAAGGUUGCGCUCUCGAUCGUCCUGCUCCUCUUGCCCGUGUACUCCCUAAGCAUAGAUAACGCAAACCAGGAGCCAGAAGAAAUAAAAAACAUCACUGCAAAAUUACAAGUACAGAACAGUGAACAUGAAAAAUUUCUCAGCGUGAUCAACGAAAUUUUUACCAAGAAGGAUGAUAGUUGUAAAUUUUCAUUUUCCAAUAACGGGUUCAAAUGUGCAUUUAGCAAGUUUGAUGUUAACUUCAAUAACGGAUCCAAGGAAAUGAAUGCAUUAUUUAACAACGCAAAUGAACAAAUUAUAAAAGAUGCUGCUGAGGAAUACAAAGUUCGUCUCAUGUUGGAGUUACACAACUUGAGACCACCAACUACAAAUCUAAAAAAUUUUAAGAAGGAUUUCCAGGGUAUAUGUAUGAAAUUUUUUUCUGAAUUAAGAAGAAAAUUUUUCCACCUGUACAGAAAUAAUGAAUCUAAUGAAGAUGGUGAUGUAAACCAAAAUGAUGAUAUUACGAAUGUGGAUCAAUUGACGGAACGACUGGAGUCCACCUACGACUCUGCUUCAACUGAAGAUGGCUCUAUUUCAGGAAAAGAUAAAAAGCAAGAUUUAUCGGAAGUGAUGGAGGAUGAUGAGGAGAACAACCUAGAUGUUCCACAUGUGCAAAGCAGCUACUCCUUCUCUUCACACACAUCCAAAAAAAUAGUGUUCGACGGAAAUAAUGUAAUUGAAGAAAAUGAGAGCUCCAUAAAUGAUGGAAGUGAUGACCAGAAUGAAAAUCUCGAACAAGGACCAAUGACCAAAGAAAAAGCUCUGUCCAUUUUUCUAAAAAAUAGUUCCUUUAGCAUUGAAGGAAAUAUCACUGAGGAAGACCAGAACAAGGAAAAACCAUUUAGCGUCUUCUUUAACAGCCAACUUAGUAGAAACCAUAUCAGUACUGUAUGCAAUGCCAAUGGAAAAAACAUGCUCAGAGGAUCUGGUAGUAACAACCCUUUCCCCAUGGAACCACUUAAUCCAGAUGAUUUAAAUAAAAUGAUGAACGACAUGGUAAAAUUCUUUGAGAGCCAAAAUGACGGAAAUGGAAUGAUGUUGCCCUUUUUGAACCGAAUGAACUUUAACGAAGCCCUCGGAAAUUUGGGAUUACCAAGUGGUCUUGACAUCGAAUCCAUGUUCAACGACUUCCUCCAGAAAAGCGGAUCCAACCCAUGCUGUAGAGGUGCGCGACCACAAAUUGAUCAACCACCCAAGAAGGAAGACCCCCCAACGACAGACGACUCUGAUAAUCAGCAGUAA